CCACAGAAAGUAGAGAUUGAGUGCUAGAAAAAUUAAGGGGCAGAAUCCUUAUUAUACAUCUGAAAUGACCUGGAUCAGAGGGGAGCAAAGAGGGGCUAGGACCCGGUUGAUACCGGUUUGAAAAGAAAGGCACAGAACCUGGUAGCGUUUGGGAAGGAUUACACAAAAGCCUAAUACCAUAGUAUAUGUGGAUGGGGUAACCAUGUUGCAGUAAGGGCGGGAUGGUCACUUGCAGACGUGGAAGUAGGGGUGCGGUGUUGCGGAAGGGGCGGUGCAGGCACUUACUGCAGAGCGGAGGGAGGGGGCAUAUAAAGAAAAGAGGAGGUGCGGAGAAGUACUGCCGAGCGGAGGGAGGGGGCACAUAAAGGGAAGAGGAGGUGCGGAGGAGUACAGCAGAGCGGAGGGAGGGGGCGUUUCGGGAAGGGGCGGUGCGCUGCGUGGCUGUACUGCAGAGGAGAGGUGUAUGGUGUUGGGGAAGGGGCGGAACGAAGAGGUGCUGCAGAGCGGAGGGAGAGGGACCGGUGUUGGGGGAAGGGUUGGAAUGAGACGAGAUGCAGUUAGAAAGAGUGGGUCAGGGGUGGCGUCAAGAUGUUCUGCUUCUCUAAGGGCAGAGGGCUUAUGUGGGAUUGAGGCGGUCAGGCUGUCCAGUCCACCAAAGCACAUGCGCGCUGAGCGCCUGCGGUUGCCCUCACGCCUCUGGUUGAAGUGCAUGCGCACUACCGUUUCGGUAAGGGUGUUUGUAGGGUAAAGGGGUGGGGUCGAGAGCUGACUUGCGGUUGCUUGGAGGCAAAAGGAGCUAGGAUUUGGAAGCCAGAUGGUCUGGGUUUCUAGGUAUGAGAACCCAGUAGUAGAAGGGUUUGGGGCCCAAGGUUUGAUCAGAACCCCCUUCUUCAGGAUUGGCAGGAGACCUGAUGAAUGUCCACCUCCUUCUUAUUCUUUCCUGACUCAGGCCCCUUCCCAUCAGGCUCAGGUGUUUCUCGGCCUUCCAGAAAAAUGGAUAGGAGAAAUGACUCCGAUUAUAAGAUGACCCCGUUCCAGGGCCCUCUGCCUCCCCCUGGGAGGCUGGGGCUUCACUUCCCUCCAGAUGUACAGGCUGAGACAACAGAAGAAGACAGUGUCUUGCUGAUGCAUACCCUCUUGUCAUCAACCAAGGACCCCCUGGCUAUGGACCCACCAGUUGCCAACCGGCCUAAGAAAAGCAAGACCAAGAAGGCUCCUAUUAAGGCUAUCACUAAGACAGUAUGCACUGCCCCUCCAGUUCCAUCUGCCAAUGUGAUUACCACCAACAAGCCUAAAAUAACUUUUCUGGCUUUAAACCUGCCAAUCAUCCCCCAGAUCAACCAGGCUUCAGCUACCACUGAGGUAGCCAAUACUCAGGCUUCUUCAUUCACCGCUCAGCCUAAGAAAGCCAACAAGACAAAGAGAGUUACUGCUAAGGCAGCCCGAGGCUCCCAAUUUCCAACUGGUAGUGAUAGUGUUACUACACAGAUCAAGAUACCCUUGCAGGCCUUAAAUGUGCCAGUCAUCCCACAGACUAUCCAGGCUCCAAUUGCCACUGAGUCAGCCAAUUCUCAAGCCUUGUUAGCCUCCAUCAAGCCUAAGAAAGCUCCCAAGGCUAAGAAGGCUAACAAUAAGGCCAUAGUUAGUGCCACUGAGAUCUCACUGGCUCCAUCCACCACCUACACAGCUACCACCUAAGGCCAAAUUACCUCCAUCCGAACUAAGAAAGCCUCCAAAGCCAAGAAAGCAACUGUUAAGGGCACAAAUACUGACACUGAACUCCUAGAGGCCUCAGAUGCCAGUGAGACAGCUACCAGGCAGAUUGAGGCCUCAGCAGCAGCUAUCUGGCCCAAAAAAUCCAAGGGCAAGAAGGAUGCCUAUAAGGGCCCAAAUUCUGCCUGUGAGAUCUCUGAAGCCCCACCUGCCAGUCAAAUGGUCACAAAACAAGCCCUAGCAGCCACCCUCUGGGUCAAGAGAGGGUACAGGGCUCGGAAGGUUGACACUAAAGCCCGGACAACUGAAAGCCAGACUCAAAUUGAUGAAGGGGCCCAGGCCAAGAUGGCUAACCCUCAGAUCAACAUAAGUGCCCUUGAGACUCAGGUUGUUGCUACUGUCCAGGCCCUGGCAGAUGACUACCUGGCUCAGUUGAGUCUGGAGCCCACAACCAGGACCCGGGGCAAGAGGAACCGAAAGUCCAAGCAUCUGAACGGGGAUGAGAGAGGUGGUGGUAAUUAUAGGUGGAUUCCAUGGGGCCGGAGGCCUCCGCUAUCCCGAGAUGUGGCCAUUUUGCAAGAAAGUGCAAAUAAGUUGGUGAAAUACCUGUUGGUUAAGGACCAGACAAAGAUCCCCAUCAAGCGCUCAGACAUGCUGAAGGAUGUCAUCCAAGAAUAUGAUGAAUAUUUCCCAGAGAUCAUUGAACGAGCAAGCUAUGCUCUGGAGAAGAUGUUUCGAGUCAAUCUGAAGGAAAUUGAUAAACAAAGUAGCUUGUAUAUUCUCAUCAGCAUUCAGGAAUCCUCUGCAGGCAUCCUGGGAAUGACCAAGGACACACCCAAACUAGGUCUUCUCAUGGUGAUUCUGAGUGUCAUUUUUAUGAAUGGCAACAAGGCCAAUGAGGCUGUCAUCUGGGAGGUGCUAUGCAAGUUGGGGCUGCACCCUGGGGUAAGGCACUCGCUCUUUGGGGAAGUGAGGAAGCUCAUCACAGACGAGUUUGUGAAGCAGAAGUACCUGGAAUACAAGAGGGUCCCCAACAGCAGACCACCUGAAUAUGAGUUCUUCUGGGGCUUGCACUCCUACCAUGAGACUAGCAAGAUGAAAGUUCUUAAGUUUGCAUGCAAGGUGCAGAAGAAAGACCCCAAGGACUGGGCCGUGCAGUACCGGGAGGCAGUGGAGGUGGAAGUCCAAGCUGCAGCUGUGGCUGUAGCUGAGGCUGAGGCCAGGGCUGAGGCAAGAGCCCAAAUGGGGAUUGGAGAGGAAGCUGUGGCUGGGCCCUGGAAUUGGGAUGACAUUGAUAUCGACUGCCUAACAAGGGAAGAGUUAGGCGAUGAUGCUCAGGCCUGUGGCAGAUUUUCACUUGAAAUUGAGGCCAGAGCCCAAGAAAAUGCAAAUGCCAGCACCAACAUUGACUUCAGCAGAGGAGCUAGCACCAGGGCUAGCUAUAGCGAUGGUGCUAGUAUUAGCUUCAGUGGUGUACCCAGCCCCAGUAAUGGCUUUUGUGGCAGAGCUGGCAUUAGCUUUGGUGGCACAUGCAGUACCAGUGCCAGCUUCAGCAGUGUAGCCAGCAUUUGCUUUGGUGGCACACCCAGCACUUGCUCCACUUUCAGUGGUGGAGCCAUUAUUAGCUUUGGUGGUGCAGCCAGCAUCAGCUCUAGUUUCAGCAGUGAAGCCAACAUUAGCUUUGGUGGCACACCUUGCACCAGUACCAACUUCAGUGGUGGGGUCAGCUCUAGUUUCAGUGGCCCACUCAACACCAGUACAAGUUUCAGUGGUGGAUCCAGCUCUGGUUUUGGAGGCAUACUCAGUACCCCUGCUGGCUUCAGUGAUGCACUCAGUAUGAGCACCAGCUUUGGCAGUACACUCGGCACCAGUGCAGUCUUUAAUGGUGCACUUAGCACCAGCACUGGCUUUGGUGGCACACUCAGCACUAGUGUCUACUUUGGUGGCUCUCCCAGUUCCAGUGCCAGAUUUGGUGGCACACUCAGUACCAGUAUCUGCUUUGGUGGCUUUCCUAGCACCAGCACUGGUUUUGAUGGUGUACUCAGUACCAGUGUCUCCUUUGGUAGCUCUUUCAGCAAUAGCACUGACUUUGGUGGUAAACUAAGCACCAGCUUCUGCUUUGGUGAUUCUCCCAGCACUAGUGCCAGCUUUGGUGGUACACUCAGCACCAGUCUUGGCUUAGGUGGUGCACUCAACACCAGUGCUGAUUUUAGCAGUGCUGUCAGCAUUAGCACUGGCUUCAGCAGUGCACCCAGCACCAACUCUGGCUUUGGCAGUGUGUUCAGCACCAGUACUGACUUCAGUGGGGCACGUAACACCACUACUGACUUUGGCAGUGCUCCCAGAACCAGCAUUGGCUUUGGUGGAGCCCCCAGCACCAGCUUCUGCUUUGGCAGUGUGUCUAACACCAACCUAUGCUUUGGUGGCCCUCCUAGUACCAGCACCUACUUUAGUGGUCCUACCAGUGCCAGUUUUGGUGAUGGACUCAGCACCAGUGCUGGUUUCAGCUUUUGCAAUGGGUUAAGCACCAGCACUGGAUUUGGUGGUGGACUGAGCACCAACUCUGGCUUUGGUGGUGGACUGAUCUCCAGUGAUAUCUUUGGUGGUGGGCUGGGCACCAAUGCUGGUUUUGGCAGCACACUUGGCACCAGUGCUGACUUUAGUAGUGGCCUCAGCAUCAGUGAUGGCUUUGGCGGUGGGCCUAAUACCAGCUUCAACGGAAGACUGAGCACCAUCAUUGGCUUUGGCAGUGGUUCCAACACCAGCACAGCCUUUACUGGUGAACCCCACACCAGCACCGGCUUUAUUGGUGGACCCACUUCUAUUGUUGGCUUUGGCAGUGGACUGAGCACCGAUGCUGACUUCAACGGUGGACCAAGCAGUAGUGAUGGCUAUGGCGGUGGACUGAGCAAUGCUGCUGGCUUUGGUGGUGGAGCCACCAGCCUUGGUACCUGUGGCUUCUCCUAUGGCUAGUGAGGUUUCAGGUAAUUACAACAUUUCCACAGCCAAGGCCAAUGGGGAUGGGUAUAAGAGCUGGGAGAUGUUAUAAGAAACCCCAAGGUGGAAGGGCAGGGUGGGGAGAUGAGCACAAUGAAGGAAGUAUGAGAAAAUAGUAUAUUUGGUGCUAAAAUGUGUUUCUGUUUGGUGUUUUGUUUUCAGAUUUAUUUCUCAUGUUUACAGAUACCACUAAUGAAUUGCAGCAGUCCUUCCCAUGGAGCCAAGGUACAUCCUUGGAAUCUUUGUCCAUGCAGCAAUCUAAGCAGAUAUUACCAAUCAGCUGAGGGUGACACGCUAUGAAAAAAUCUGUUUGCCAAUCCUGCUUUGUUGUUUACUUUCUGUGUCCUGUCAUAUUUGAUAUGAGUUACAUUAAAUUUGAAAAAUGAAUUGCAGUUUGUUCUGUCUUUUAAUGUGCCUAAGUUGUUGUGAGUGACAUUUUGGGUUCAUAGAAGAGCUACAGAUCAGCAUAGCUCUUUGGGGAAGGCGGGCUCCAGCUUUAGGCGAAAAGGCAAGUAUGACUUCAGUGGGGUAGAGACGUGGGGAAAGCAUAGCAGGCAAGGGGAUAAUACCUUAAGUCAGGAUCUAGAAGGGGAAAGCCUGGAACAGAAGGCGAAGGGAGAGGGUUCUGGAGAGUAAGUAUAGAUUCAUUUUGAGAUAUUUGUGUAAGAAUGGGAGGGAUAUAGAGGGACAUAACUAAAGGUGGACAUGGGAACAAGGGAGGAUUUUCUUGGGAUAGGAGAGAGACCUGAGCAUGUUGCAUAGACUGUGGGGGCAAAAGCCAAUAGAGAAGGACAGGAUAUAGAUAUGGAAUAGUGAGGAACUGACUGAAUCAACCCAUCCUUGGGGAGGUGGGAUGGAUAGAAUACCAGAGAAUAGAGGGUGACCCUGACUUAAGGGUGGCUUUAGAAAGAUUUAAGGGUGGCUCUAGAAAGAUAUAAAUGUAGAUUUGCUUCAAGCAGUGAUCCCAAUAAAAAAGGUGAUGUGGAUUAUACAAGGUUUGGGUCUUGCUAGUGGUUGUGAUGGAAGGACAAACAAAGGCAGGGGGUGUAUGAGUCUGUCUCUUCGCAACUGGGUUGCUGCUAUCUACCCACAGUAGCUGCAUGGAGAUUGGCUGAAGAGAUAGAAUGUAGGAUCCAAGCUGGCCAGGUAUGGAAGAACAGUGAAGAGGAAGAGGACUGGUGGAUUGGGAGAUAAUGGAGGAAUCAAAGGACUAUACUCUUGAUGUAGUACAAGAACAAAUAUUGCUCAUUCAAGAAAUACUACAUACAUGCCUGCUGUGUGGGAGGCAUGCUGCUAGGGAUCCUGCGGAUGACACAGAGAGUUGUAAGGACUGGGGGGUCAGCGGUCAGAUAGUGGGAUGCUUGUAUUUAAGAAGUCAGACUGGAGAGAAGUCUAGAUGAUGCCAACCAAGGAGUGAGUGGCUGAAGGGAAGAUGCUCACUGAUGAGGGGACAGGGCAGUAGGAGACCAGGGUAUUGUCUGAAUCAUUUAUAUGGACAGUGAAAUCACUCAGGAUGGCAACAAGAGUUGGAGAAGGAAGGAGAACUGUGGUCUGAGUGCAGAUUCUUCUUUGAAUGUAGGGAUGAAGGUGUCAUGUUCCCAGCCAUGUUACCCACGAAGGAACAAGGCCAUAAGCACUCACAUGGACCUAUCUCCACCCUCACAUUUGAAGGUAUUACUCCAAAGCCCUUUUCUCCAGGAAGUUCUCACCCAGUCCAUACCCCGAC
Physeter macrocephalus (sperm whale) is the source of this 6436-nucleotide messenger RNA. Its product is annotated as trophinin. Gene Ontology annotation, biological process: negative regulation of transcription by RNA polymerase II. Gene Ontology annotation, cellular component: nucleus. NCBI's taxonomy places the organism in Eukaryota, Metazoa, Chordata, Mammalia, Artiodactyla, Physeteridae. The transcript is spliced from 11 exons. The record is from RefSeq and is a predicted model, not a curated record.